Molecule: messenger RNA, 2041 nt
Organism: Callithrix jacchus (white-tufted-ear marmoset)
Lineage: Eukaryota; Metazoa; Chordata; Mammalia; Primates; Cebidae
Source: RefSeq, a predicted model, not a curated record
UAACUCCCUGAGUAAAGAGGCUGAGUUGCUCUGUCUGAGUUCCUGGCACCCUGCACUGCGAGGGAAUACUGAAAAGGCAUUAGUAAUGUGUUAAUGGACAGAGGGACACACAGGUCGAACGCUCCUCGUUGGCUCCGGCCCCGCCUCCCCACCGCUCAGCGGCGAGGGCUUCCACUCCGUCAUCCAUCGCUCGGCGCUCGUCCCUUCUCCUUGGGUCUGCUCGGCGCUUUCCAUCGAGCGUCUCGGCCAUCACGCGCCUGCGCCUUUGGGCUGUCAGUCAGAGGCGGCGUGUGGAGCGCUGGGAGCGGUUGUGGCGUGCGGGGAACUGAGGUUUAGCUGUGACUUCUGCCCUGCCAGGCCGCGCACGAGCUGGCUGACCCCGCUUGUAAAAAUGGAAUUUCAAGCAGUAGUGAUGGCAGUAGGUGGGGGAUCUCGGAUGACAGACCUAACUUCCAGCAUUCCCAAACCUCUGCUUCCAGUUGGGAACAAACCUUUAAUUUGGUACCCAUUGAACCUGCUUGAGCGUGUUGGAUUUGAAGAAGUCAUCGUGGUUACAACCAGGGAUGUUCAAAAGGCUGUAUGUGCAGAAUUCAAGAUGAAAAUGAAGCCAGAUGUUGUGUGUAUUCCUGAUGAUGCUGACAUGGGAACUGCAGAUUCUUUGCGCUAUAUAUAUCCAAAACUUAAGACAGAUGUGCUGGUCCUGAGCUGUGAUCUGAUAACAGAUGUUGCCUUACAUGAGGUUGUGGACCUAUUUAGAGCUUACGAUGCAUCACUUGCUAUGUUGAUGAGAAAAGGCCAAGAUAGCGCAGAACCUGUUCCCGGUCAAAAGGGGAAGAAAAAAGCAGUGGAGCAGCGUGACUUCAUUGGAGUGGACAGCACAGGAAAGAGGCUGCUCUUCAUGGCUAAUGAAGCAGACUUGGAUGAAGAACUGGUCAUUAAGGGAUCCAUCCUACAGAAACGGAGUCUCUCUCUGCCACCCAGACUGGAGUGCAGUGGUGCAAUCUUGGCUCACCGCAACCUCUGGUUCAAGUGGUUUUCCUGCCUCAGCCUCCUGAGUAGCUGGGAUUAUAGGCACCCUAGAAUACAUUUCCACACAGGCCUUGUGGAUGCCCACCUCUACUGCUUGAAAAAAUACGUUGUGGAUUUCCUAAUGGAAAAUGGGUCAAUCACUUCUAUCCGGAGUGAACUGAUUCCGUAUCUAGUGAGAAAACAGUUUUCCUCAGCUUCCUCACAACAGGGACAAGAAGAAAAAGAGGAAGAUCUAAAGAAAAAGGAGCUGAAAUCCUUAGAUAUUUACAGUUUUAUAAAAGAAGCCAAUACACUGAACCUGGCUCCCUAUGAUGCCUGCUGGAAUGCUUGUCGAGGAGAUAGGUGGGAAGACUUGUCCAGAUCACAGGUGCGCUGCUACGUCCACAUCAUGAAAGAGGGGCUCUGCUCUCGAGUGAGCACACUGGGACUCUACAUGGAAGCAAACAGACAGGUGCCCAAAUUGCUGUCUGCUCUCUGUCCAGAAGAACCACCGGUCCACUCGUCAGCCCAGAUUGUCAGCAAACAUCUGGUUGGAGUUGACAGCCUCAUCGGGCCAGAUACACAGAUUGGAGAGAAGUCAUCCAUUAAGCGCUCAGUCAUUGGUUCAUCCUGUUUCAUAAAAGAUAGAGUGACGAUUACCAAUUGCCUUCUCAUGAACUCAGUCACUGUGGAGGAAGGAAGCAACAUCCAAGGCAGCGUCAUCUGCAACAAUGCUGUGAUCGAGAAGGGUACAGACAUCAAGGACUGCUUGAUUGGAAGUGGCCAGAGGAUUGAAGCCAAAGCUGAACGAGUGAACGAAGUGAUCGUGGGAAAUGACCAGCUCAUGGAGAUCUGAGUUCUGAGCAAGUCAGACAGACUCCUUCCUUUUGGCCUCCAGAACCACAGAUGUUGGCUGACCCACCUGUUUGCCUCUGUAUUUAUUUCCCAAUAAAGAAGAGCUUCCAAAGACAUUCUGGAGACUUGUGGAGCAGUCCCAAGCUCCACGUCAGGUGGGCUCCAGAUGUACACAGUG